Messenger RNA from Penaeus chinensis, 3414 nucleotides. RefSeq lists its product as uncharacterized. Bases 491 to 2125 code for a protein of 544 amino acids. The record is from RefSeq and is a predicted model, not a curated record. Gene Ontology annotation, biological process: proteolysis. Gene Ontology annotation, molecular function: cysteine-type endopeptidase activity; protein binding. Lineage: Eukaryota; Metazoa; Arthropoda; Malacostraca; Decapoda; Penaeidae. The transcript is spliced from 8 exons.
CAUAUGUACAUACAUACAUACACAUACAUAUAAUAAUAGAUGACGAGCGAUUUGCAAGAGCUAACACCUUGGUGGUAUGCGAUUGGGAACCGAACCCGUUCAGUAAUUUCGGACCCAUUUUUCCCUGUAUAAAAAAAAUAAGACGUAUUACAAGCGUCAGAUGUAUAAGUAAAGAUAAAAGAUUAAAAAAAAAAAAAAAAAAGUUUGAUGAUCUAUAAAACUGGUAACGACCGUUUCACUAUCAAAAGUAUUAAAGCGCAUAAUCACGUCAAUGUGAAUCCAAAACAAACCCGAAUGUUCAUACCCCCACCGCGGGACAGUUUAGGAAAUCCUGACUACAGAUAUCUGAUAUAUCUGCAAUGACGCAUGUGCAGUCGCUUAAUGGAUUAAGCAAUUUAUCACCCGUUAGAUAUAAGAACAGUGUGAGGGAACGAUUAAAUUCCCUGAACCAAAGGCUGCCCAGCGACAUCUGACGGUGAUCUUUCUCAGCAUGGUGCUCGAAAUCUCUCUCCCGUCGGCGAGUAUGCUGAAGCCAUGCCCCUGUCCACAACCACAGCAGCUGGGAGAUCUAUCAACGGAUAUCCUGCUGGGGGUAUACCAUGGGCAGCCCACGUACAAGCAAUGGCUGGACGAGGGCGGAGACAUCAACGCCAUGCACGCCAUGGGCUACACCUUCGCCUUCAUGGUCUGCGCAGGAGGUCACUCGCUUAUCCUACAAGACCUCCUAGAAAUUCAGAACCUGCACCUGAACCUAAUCAACAGGUGGGGAAUGACCCCACUAAUGGGCGCGGUGAAAUGGGGCCAAGAUGAAUGCGCUCGGCUCUUGCUCACCACCAAGCAUUCAUGCCAGUUGGACCUGACCAUCAAGGACAAGGAGGGCCUGACCGCGCUCUCCCUCGCGGCCCGGGAGAAACGCUGGAACAUCAUCCCUCUCCUCCUCAGGCCACACGUGCGCUACGACGCCCAUACUAUCGACUUCACCCUCUACAGAGUCGUGGACGGAGGCCUGUGGGAAGUGGUCACCACGCUGCUGGAGGAGCACGAGAACCUCAGCCAAGAAGCUAUUACGAGGGUCCUCUUUAAGGCUACGAGGGAAAAUAAUGUUCAGGUGGUGAGGAUAAUAGUAGAGAAACACAUCCACCUGUGCAGAUACGAGGACUUGGUUACUGCAAGGAUACUGGCAGAGGACUACAGGUACAUGGAUAUUGAAAGACUUCUCUUAGGAGCGAGGACUCGAAGCCUUGAUUUCCUCAUGAAUCUAAGCAUGGCCAUGGGUCUGCCUCCAGAAAUGAGUCUUCCUGUGACUCAGACCUGUGACAGCAGAAUCAUCUUAGAUAACCAUCCUGCGAACUUGCCGCUGGAUGUACUGCCUCCAGUGAACCAGGAAGGCCUGCUGACCCUGAACGUGCGGCCCGUGCAGACCCCCGUGCCCCCAGGCCCCGACGUGUACGAUACCACCGCCACGCCCCGGGGCCUCGUCCUCAUCCUCAAUUACAACAGAUUCCACAACCAGCCUCACAUGACCCGCGAAGGUUCCCACGCUGACAUAGCAAACUUAAAGAACCUGUGUUCCCAGAUGGGCUACGAAGAUUUUGUGCACUGUGACCUUACCAAGAGGCAGACGAUCGCCGCUCUGACGCGCUUCAGGAAUCAGGAGCGCCUGAAGAACGUUGGGUGCGCUCUCGUGGCCAUCAUGAGCCACGGCAUCGGCACUCACACCUUCUACAGCUCUGACAUGGAGAGCAUCUCGGUCAACGAAGUGCAAAAUCUCUUCCUUGACCAACAGUGUCCGAACCUGAGGAACAAACCGAAGAUUUUCCUCUUCAACUUCUGCCGGGGAAUAAACAUUCCCGCGCCGAUGGAGACAGACGCAGUUCGGGAACCGCCAAGGAACAUGAUCUGCCUCUACUCCACGACAGAGUCCUUCUUGUCCUAUCGCGACAAAGUGCGCGGGUGCCCCUUCAUCAUCGCCAUCUGUGAAGUGCUUGCCAACCACGCGCAUGAGAUGGACCUGGACAACUUGAUACGCGUCUUCCAGGGCAAAUACCUCGCGAACGCGACGCCCGAGAUUCAAAACCUCGGCUUCUAUAAGAGGUUUUUCUUCAAUCCAAUUGGGAGGCGAUGAAAAUGAAAUAAGACCUUAUUUUUUUUAGCAAUGUGCAACACACACACACACACACACACACACACACACACACACACACACACACACACACACACACACACACACACACACACACACACACACACACACGGGGUAAAUGUAGUCUGCAGAACGGUAAAAAAAAAUAUCCGCGGACCAAGAGGAGCUCUUGGGACGGUUAUAAAUGGCCCUUGAGAUGGUCCUAAAUGACCCAGGGGGUGACGAAAAGAACAUGUGAAAUUAGGAUCGUCAUUAAGAUAAAUAUUAUCUGAAGUAGAGAUAGAAACAAAUAAUAUAUUUAUUUCAUAAUUGCAAUAGUUUCAUUUAUAUUGUUAUUGAUAGCAAUACCGCUAUCAAAAGAGAAAGAUGCACAUAGUUAUUACAAAGGAAAUUUCACAAGUAAAAGCAACUUUACGUACAGGUUUAAAUAACGUAAUCCUGGUAUUUACCGUUGUUGGCCCUCAAGACUGUAGCUGAAAUGAAAAUUGAUCCUCGAAGAGUUGAGGUCUGACACGUCUGCUUUCAGGCAAAGUCUCCUAAAUAAGUGUUUAUGCAAGACUGAUUGAUAAAGGUUACUAGUCCAAUUUACGUUAGAAAUAUUAGCUAUGCAGUAUCCUGGCUAAAUCAAAGUGAUAUUCACGAGGGAUAGAAUGAUAAAAUUAACUGUAUUUCAAUUAUUUUUCCAAGAGUUAAGAAAAACACACGUUGCCAAAACUCACACCGAAAACAAAAAUAACCUUGCCAGAAUACUACUGUCAUGUAACUCUACAUGUGGCUAUGCGAUUUCAUUUCGUUGGAUUAGUUUGAUUAGUAAGAGGUAUGAGGAUUAUGUAGAAGCUAUUUUUUUUUUUUUUUUUUUUAAUUAUUGGGCAGUGGUUCCUAAUUUUUUUUAGAAUCACGGACCCCUUUAAGAAUCAGAUGGAAGCUAUGGACCCCCAUCCCCUGAAAUAUUCAAAUAAACACAUGGAAGGUGUAUAAUGUAGAUUAUUUACAAAUAUUUGAUUGUCUCAUACGCAUAUGAGAUAUUAUUAGACUUUGAAUAUUAUUAGACUUUGAUGUAAAUCAUGUAUAAUUCACUUAUGCAAAAAGUAUAGCGAAUAUAAAUGUUAAUUUUUAUCUGAUCAUCACAAACCUACUUUAAUCCAUCACCAGGUUAAGAAACCCUGCUAUACGGCUUAUUUGCAUAUUGAUAGAUUUCCAGGGAAUUGUGUUACUACAUGAAGACAUUGAGAUUCUGCCUAUGUCUAGUACACACAUUUAGUACACACACA